Messenger RNA from Ipomoea triloba (trilobed morning glory), 8180 nucleotides. Its product is annotated as protein SABRE-like. Lineage: Eukaryota; Viridiplantae; Streptophyta; Magnoliopsida; Solanales; Convolvulaceae. Bases 197 to 7870 code for a protein of 2557 amino acids. The record is from RefSeq and is a predicted model, not a curated record. The transcript is spliced from 24 exons.
CCCGAAUGCUGGAAACUAACAUUUUUCGCUCUCAUUUUUUCUUCGGCUUAACAUUUUUCGCUCUCAGGCUUUCCCUCCUUCACAGUUAACACACUCAUUUGAUCCUCGACACUACAGAGCACUCCUCUUCACAUUGAAAAUACAUGCACGCAGACCACACUUCCAUUGAAAUCCUCUCGCUAAAGCUCGACGAUCGAUGUCUUGGUCACUGGAAAUGCCGGCCUUUUCGGCGAAGCUCUUCUUACUUCCCUUCGCACUAUGGCUUUUCUUCAUAUUUGCUACCAAGUUCAUAUUUCUGAUUUUGAGAUGUGUAUUGGGAAUAUCCAUCGAAUUUCACGUCGGAGGAUUGAGGAGUUUGAGAAAUGUUGUGGUGAAGCUAAAAAAGGGUGCUGUUGAGAGCAUUUCCAUUGGCGAAAUCAGAUUAAGCUUAAGGAAAUCGUUAGUUAAAUUCGGGGAUGGCUUUUCAUCCAGGGAUCCAAAAUUGCAUGUGCUAAUAUGUGAUUUAGAAAUUGUUACAAGGGCUUCACGCAAAGGCACUCAGAAGAAAAGGUCUCGCCCCUCUCAGAAAAUCCGCAAGUCAGGUGGUGGAAAGUUGAUGACCGUAGCUAAUAUGGCAAGAUUUUUGUCAGUUACUAUAACUAAGUUGUCUUUCAGGACACCAAAGGCUGCUGGAGAGAUGAAAGAACUGGCCCUUGAUAUAUUUAAAGACGGUGGAUCCCAGCAAAAUUUGUUUGUGAAGUUCAAUCUGGCCCCUGUUCUUGUAUACUUAGGUGAUACACAGGUCAACUCUAAUCAGACAUCUGCUCCUUCUAGCUGUGAAGAAUUUUCUCUUUCGUGUGAAUUUGUUCUUGAUAGGGAAGCCGGGGUGGUAGUUAAGAAUGUAGAUCUCAAAAUUGGAGAAGUUUCUUUAUGCCUAAAUGAGGAGCUGAUAUCUAAAAAGAAAAGUUCAGAAGAUGCCCUUCCCCCGGUUGAGGAUGCUGUGAAAGUGACCAGUGAAUCUGGUGCUACUGAACAACCUCAGAAAAAGUCAACAGCAUUGGCUAUGAGUAAAUAUGCUUCCAUGUUUCCUGAAAAGCUUAGCUUCACUCUACCUAAAUUGGGUGCCAAGUUUGUGCACCAAGGAGAGGGUCUUCAGGUGGAGAAUAGCAUCAUAGGUAUUCAAUUGAAGGGCUCAAAGUCACAAUCAAUUGAAAAUGGGGGUGGAAGUACUCGACUUGGUAUUCAGAUGGAAUUUAGUGAGAUCCAUCUACUUAGAGAGGCAGGAAUUUCUCUUCUGGAGAUCUUGAAACUUGAUAUUAGCUCAUCCGUUUAUAUCCCGACUGAGCUUACUUCACCUGUUAGGUCUGAAGUUGAUGUUAAGCUUGGAGGGUUUCAGAGCAAUGUAAUAAUAACUAGAUUAACUCCAUGGAUGCGGCUUCGUUCUUCAAAGAAAAAGAAGGUGGUGCCUCGAGAAGGAAGCCCUACAUCUGAAAAACCAAAAUCAUCUGGAAAUAAUGCCAUUAUGUUGACAUUCACUUUUACUGCACCUGAGAUGACCAUUGUGCUUUAUGAUAUGAAUUGCUCACCGUUGUGUCAUGGUUGCUUGCUAUCAUUGUGUGUCUCGGCUAACAAUACAUCAAGCUCUGGCUUGGCAGCACAUCUGGAACUCGGUGAACUCAAUCUACGCAUGUCUGACGAGCAUCAAGAAUGCUUAAAGGAGUCUCUGUUUGGAGUGGAAACGAAUAUGGGCUCAUUAGUGCAUGUAGGAAAGGUUAACCUUGAUUUGGGAAGAAAGGAUGUCGGUUCUCCUGAAGACAUGAAGAGUAUUUCGGCUCUCAAUAUUGACGUAACUGGCAUGGGUAUGUUCAUAACCUUUAAGCGCCUUGAAUCACUGGUAGCGGCAGCCUUCUCCUUCAAAUCUUUAUUAAAGGGUUCGUCUUCUACUUCUGGUAAGAAACCAACACAUACUCAGGGUUCAAAAUCAUCCAAGCCAUCAGGAAAGGGGAUUCAAUCCGUAAAGUUCAAUCUUGAGAAAUGUUCUUUAAAUUUUCGUGGAGAUGUUGGCUUAGAAGAUGCAGUUGUUGCAGACCCCAAACGUGUAAAUUAUGGAUCCCAAGGUGGUCGAAUCUUAAUAACUGACUCUGCUGAUGGUACUCCCCGGACUGCAAGUGUAACAUCUACAGCCUCAAAUGAAUUAAAAGAAAUAAAGUAUGCUAUUUCCCUCGAUGUUUUCAAAUUGGGCCUUACCAUGAACAAGGAAAAACAGACUGUGCAGAUGGAUCUUAAGAGGGCCACAUCCAUAUAUCAAGAACACAUGGAAGAAAAUAAUCCUGCAACUAAAUUUACAGUGCUUGACAUGCAAAAUGCAAAGUUCGUGAGACGAUCUGGGACUAAUAUUUGUUCUCUCUUCAGUUCUACUGAUAUAUCUGUCAGAUGGGAGCCUGAUAUGCAUAUAGCAUUAAUUGAAUUGGGGCUGCGAUUGAAGUUACUGGUACAGAAUCAUAAGUCUCAGGAACCUAGUAAAGAAGGGGCCACAAAAAAUAGCGAGCCAAAGAAACAGACCUCUGCAGAAGCAGUACAGAACAAGAAAAGAGAGAACAUUUUUGCAAUUGAUGUGGAAAUGCUUAAUAUAUCUGCUGAAGCAGGGGAUGGGGUUGAAACCACCAUUCAGGUCCAGUCCAUAUUUUCUGAAAAUGCAAAGAUAGGUUUACUUCUUGAAGGUUUCAUUCUUCAUUUCAAUGGUGCAAGAUUAGUUAGAAGCAGCAGGAUGCAAAUUUCUCGGAUUCCUAAUGCCUCUAGCAGUGUGUCAAAUGCUAAAGUAGAAGGAGUCACAACAUGGGAUUGGGUAAUUCAAGCCCUAGAUGUUUACAUAUGUUUGCCAUUCAGGUUGGAGUUGCGUGCCAUUGAUGAUUCUGUUGAGGAAAUGAUUCGAGCUCUUAAGCUUGUUACUGCUGGGAAAACUAAACUUAUGUUUCCAAACAAGGAAGAGAAACCGAAACCUAAAAAACCAAGUUCAAGUUCAAGUUCAUCAAAAAUUGGACGUGUUAGACUUUGCAUACGUAAACUAUCUGCUGAACUUGAAGAAGAACCGCUACAGGGUUGGCUUGAUGAGCAUUUCCUUUUGCUGAAGAAGGAGGCUCAUGAACUAGCUGUCCGUAUGAACUUCCUUGAUGAACUUGUCUCCAGAAGCGGCCAAUCUCCUGGCGUUGCUGAGCAGAGUGAUUCUAUUCCUGAAGGCAAGAUUCAUUUUAACGGAGAAGAGAUCAAUCUGCAGGAUACUUCAGCUAUUCAGAAACUGCGAGAGGAGAUGUAUAAGCAGUCAUUCCGAUCAUACUACCAAGCAUGUCAAAAUCUUGUGCCAUCAGAAGGAUCAGGGUCUUGUGUAAAUGGGUUCCAAUCUGGUUUCAGGCCUAGUAUUGCCAGAACUUCUGUUUUGUCAGCAUGUGCUACUGAAUUAGAUGUAAGCCUCACAAGAAUUGAAGGAGGUGAUCCUGGGAUGAUAGAACUCCUUCAGAAGCUUGAUCCUGUUUGCCGUGCACAUAAUAUUCCAUUCGCUCGACUGUAUGGUAGUAAUAUCAAAUUACAGACAGGUUCCCUUUCUGUUCGGAUAAGAGAUUACACUUGUCCACUGUUUGCUGCAACUUCUGGCAAAUGUGAAGGCCGUCUCGUGAUGGCUCAGCAGGCAACAUGUUUUCAACCCCAAGUUCGCCAAAAUGUGUACAUCGGGAAGUGGAGAAAGGUCUCUUUGCUUCGUUCUGCAAGUGGCACAACUCCACCAAUGAAAACAUAUUCAGAUUUGCCCUUACAUUUUCAAAAAGCAGAAAUUGCCUAUGGUGUUAAUUUUGAACCAUCAUUUACUGACAUCAGCUAUGUUUUCACUGUGGCUAUGCGUAGAGCCAAUUUAAGUCUUAGGAAUCCAAAUCCUGAUCCUCCUCCGCCAAAAAAGGAAAAGAGCUUGCCAUGGUGGGAUGAAAUGAGAAACUAUAUUCAUGGAAACACAUCAUUAUACUUUGCUGAAACCAAAUGGAAUAUUCUUGCUACAAUUGAUCCUUAUGAAGAGUCUGACAAGCUCUUGAUCAACACUGGUUAUUUGGAAGUGCAACAAUCUGAUGGUCGCGUUUAUCUUUCAGUGAAGGAUUUCAAGGUUUCAUUAAGCAGUUUGGAGAGCUUAGUAAAGAGCUCCAAUUUGAAACUUCCAGAUGGGUGCUCUUAUACUUUCCUACAGGCACCUGACUUUAGUAUUGAAGUAAAUAUUGAAUGGGGCUGUGAUUCUGGAAAUCCCCUUAAUCAUUACUUAUUUGCACUUCCAGUUGAAGGUGUUCCUCGUGAAUACAUUUAUGAUCCCUUCAGAUCAAUCGCUCUGUCCCUGUCCUGGAAUGUGCUGCUUAAGCCCUCUUGUCAGGGUCAAUCAGAGCCAGGAUGUGCAUCAAUUGAUUCACCAACAAUUAAUCUUGGUCCUCAUGAUUUAGCCUGGCUAAUCAAAUUUAUUAUCGUAAACUACCUCCCUCCAUGCAAACUAAGGACAUUUUCUAGGUGGCCUCGUUUUGGAGUCCCAAGAAUUCCGAGAUCUGGAAAUCUGUCGUUAGACAAGGUAAUGACAGAAUUCAUGUUAAGGCUUGAUGCAACUCCUAUAUACAUAAGGUAUAUGCCCAUAGAAGAUGAUGACCCAGCUAAGGGAUUGACAUUUGAGAUGAAAAGACUGAACGUAGAAGCUUAUCUUGGCCGAGGACAGAAAAAUUUUACAUUUGAUACCAUACGUGAUACUCUUGAUCUUGUUUAUCUGUGUGUGGACCUUCAAAUGCCCAAGGUAUUCAUUAAUAAACAAGAUUGCACUAGUGUUGCACAAAUCAUUCAAAUGAGUAGGAAGGCUUCACAGUCUACAUUGAUGAAAAGUGACACUGUUAAUGGUAGCAAAAGUGACACUGACAAUGGUUUUUUCUUAUCAUCUGAUUACUUUUUGAUCAAGAAACAAUCUCCUAGAGCUGAUCAAGAAAGGUUGUUGUCAUGGCAAGAAUCAUUCGGAAGAGAUCUUGAGAUGACAGAUUUCAGAUCUGAGUUUGAAACUGGGAGUGAAAGUGAGGACCAUGCAAGACCUGAACUCACUGAGGAUGAUGGGUGCAAUGUAUUAAUUGCAGAUAAUUGUCAGCGCGUCUUUGUCUAUGGUCUUAAACUUUUAUGGAAUCUUGAGAAUAGAGAUGCUAUCCUUUCCUUUGUUGGUGGAUUGACUAAAGGUUGUGAACCUUCCAAACCAUCUCCUUCUCGGCAAUAUACUCAAAUGAAAUUGCUUGAGGAGAAGAGUAAGGCAAUUGAAAAACCCGAUAUGCCUCAAGACGAUCAGCAAAAGUCCCCUCCUAGUCAAGCUGUGAAUUCAUCACCUCCACAAAAUUCAGAGAUAUCAGAAUCACAAUUGCAGAAGUCUCCCUCAAAUUCAGUUAAAGUGGAAAGCCCUAAUGAAACUGCAAAGCCUAGUAACAGUGAAGAGGCUGAGGAAGAGGGGACCCCUCAUUUCAUGGUGAAUGUCAUUGAGCCACAAUUCAAUCUUCAUUCAGAAGAUGCAAAUGGUAGGCUUUUACUUGCUGCUGUUAGUGGCCGUGUUUUAGCUCGUUCAUUCCAAUCGGUUCUCAAUGUUGGCAAUGAGGUAAUUGAACAGUCACUUGGCGGACGAAAUGCUCAAAUGCCAGAAUCUUUACCACAAAUGACAUGGAGCCGUAUGGAGUUAUCCGUGAUGUUAGAGCAUGUGCAGGCUCAUGUUGCCCCAACUGAUGUAGAUCUAGGGGCUGGAGUUCAGUGGCUUCCUAAAAUUCGUAAAAGCUCACCAAAAGUGAAAAGGACUGGAGCUUUACUGGAACGAGUUUUUAUGCCUUGUGAUAUGUUCUUCCGCUACACAAGGCAUAAAUCUGGCUCUCCAGACUUGAAGGUCAAGCCCUUGAAAGAGCUUUCUUUCAAUUCUGAGAAUAUAACAGCAACAAUGACAUCUCGCCAAUUUCAAGUUAUGACAGAUGUGUUAACCAAUCUCCUCCUUGCUCGGCCUCCAAAGCGAAAAGUUAGUCUAUCAUAUCCUGUUGAGGAUGAAGAUGCUGAAGAGGAGGCAGAUCAAGUUGUUCCUUAUGGUGUUGAAGAGGUAGAAUUAGCAAGAAUCAACCUUGAACAAAAAGAACGUGUCGUAAAUACAAUCCUGGAUGACAUUAGGAAAUUAUCCCUUUGCAAUGAUGUAUCUGGGGAAGCUUACUCUGAGAAGGAAUUCGAAGCAUGGAUGGUAACUGGUGGAAGAUCUGUAUUGGUGCAAAAACUAAAGGAAGAGCUAGCAAGUGCCAAAAAAUCUAGAAAAGCUUCAUCUGUUCCAUUAAGGGCAGCCCUGCAAAAGGCUGCACAGAUACGAUUGAUGGAGAAAGAAAAGAAUAAAAGUCCUUCACAUGCUAUGCGUCUUUAUUUGAAAAUUAAUAAAUUUGCUUGGAGCAUGCUUAUUGAUGGAAAAUCAUUUGGAGAAGCUGAGAUAAAUGAUAUGAUUUAUGAUUAUGACAGGGAUUACAAAGAUGUUGGCAUUGCAAAAUUCACAAUAAAGUUUGUUGUUAUAAGAAACUGUCUGCCCGGUGCCAAGUGUGAUACGGUUCUUUCGGCCUGGAAUCCUCCUUCUGAAUGGGGAAAAAAAGUGAUGCUUCUUGCACAUGCAAAACAGGGGCCUCCAAAAGAUGGACACUCUACUAUUGAACUCUUACAGGUGGAGAUCUACCCCUUGAAGAUAAAUGUGGUUGAGGCAAUGUACAAAGUGUUGUGGGAGUACCUUUUUCCAGAAGAAGAACAAGACACCCAUCGACGGCAGGAAGUAUGGAAAGUUUCAACUACUGCUGGUUUAAAACGUGGGAAGAAAGGCUCAGUACAAGAAAUUAAUGUGGCUGCCAGCCCAAAAGCUAAAGAUUCUCAGGGCUCCUCCAAAACAGGCUCCUCCGCACUGUCUGCCUUUUCUGAGUCCUCUUCUGAUUCUCUUAAGUUACGAAGGACAUCUUCCUUUGAUAGAACGUGGGAAGAAAAUGUUGCUGAAUCAGUUGCUAAUGAACUAGUAUUAAAAGCUCAAAAUUCGGGUGGGGGUGCCUCUACUACAUCAAAAACUGGGCCACUUGCUAAAUCUGGCCGCUCUGCCACUCAGGCAGCCAAACCAAAUGAAGAAAAAAAGCCACGAAGACUGAGAGAGUUCCGCAACAUUAAGAUAAGUCAGGUAGAGCUAUCAGUGACAUAUGAAGGAUCUAGAUUUGCUGUAAGUGAUCUAAGAUUGCUGAUGGAUCCAUUCAGUUGUGCUGAGUUUACGGGAACCUGGGGGAGGCUAUUCUCCCGAGUUAAGAAACACAUCAUAUGGGGAGUAUUAAAAUCUGUAACGGGAAUGCAGGUUAAGAAGUUUAAAUUAGGUAAAGACCACAGUCAUAAAGACCAUAGUGGCACUGGUCCCAGCAUUGAUAUGGUGAUAGAUGAUGAUGGAGGUUCAGCUGGAAAAUCGGAUUCAUGGCCCAAGCGUCCCACUGAUGCAGGCGAUGGAUUUGUGACGUCUGUAAGGGGGCUGUUCAGUUCUCAGAAGCGUAAGGCAAAGAACUUAGUGCUACGGAAGAUGAGGGGUGAUGGAGAAAAUGAAAUACUACAGGGUGAGUGGAGUGAAAGCGAAGCAGAGUUCUCUCCUAUCGCCAGGCAACUGUCGGGAUCAAGAGCCAAGAAAUUGAUUAGGCGCCACACCAAGAAGUUCAACCCAGGACUGCAGCAAGCUGUAUCUUCCGUGGAUGGAGAAUCAAUUCCCACAUCCCCUCCUGAUAACAGCGAUUCUUCAAGCGAAUCCUCGCCAUACGAGGAAGAACGUGAAGAAGGUGAAAAUAAGGAAGAAGGUGAAAAUAAGGAAGAACGUGAAUAGGAAUUUAAGAGCAUACUGUUGAAAUGGAAUGCACUGCCUUCUUUAUGAACCUCUGCAACAGCCUCUGUUCCAGCCAGGUACGGGUCGUUUCCAAAUAAUUAUGCACCUAGGAAAUAAGUGUAAAUGACCCCGAGUAGUAGAGUUAUGUUUUAUUUUUUUACUCAUGAAUUCGGAAAGAUAGGGUCCGGUAGAGUGAAUAUUUGGACCUGAGAGUCCGUAAUGGCAUCAAUAAAGUUUAGGAUAUGAUGCUACUCUUACUCUGUAAAUGAGUUAAAUAAACAAAGAUAAAUAAAUGCCUUUGCUUCAUUUA